Molecule: messenger RNA, 2623 nt
Organism: Episyrphus balteatus (marmalade hoverfly)
Lineage: Eukaryota; Metazoa; Arthropoda; Insecta; Diptera; Syrphidae
Gene: Alp4
Product: alkaline phosphatase 4
Exons: 3
Coding region: 622-2448 (608 amino acids)
Biological process (GO): dephosphorylation
Molecular function (GO): alkaline phosphatase activity
Source: RefSeq, a predicted model, not a curated record
GAGAUAUUGUGCGGUGACACGGUGACGCGAGUGACGACAAAAAUCAGCAUCAUCCAAUUUUAAAUUUUACGGCUACCUACUUUCCACCAGAGGAGGUAUAGAUAUUGUAAAAGAUAGAUAAAUAUAGACAAGCCUGAUAUUUAUUCCACUUUAUUAUACCGUUAUUUGAAUACACAUUUUUAUUAAUAACACUUUAGUCUAAUAUACAAUACAGUGUAAUUGCUCGAAUCUGUUUACACAAUUGUAUCUGCCUCGCUAUAAUCACUGUGCGGUGCGGUAUACCUACCGUGUGUACAUUCAUUUGCAGCUAUAUUGUUCGAAUUUUGAGAACUGUGAAACUUUUGGAUAUAAAUUCUUGUGAUAAUUCGUAUGUCAGUUAAGAUAUUCGAUAGCUGUCAUUCACAACACUUAUUCUCCUCAUAUCGGUAUCUAAUAAGCCGUGGCGUUAGUGUCGUCAGGAAAUGUGGAGAUUUUGAAAAUUCGAAAAUACGAUUUUUCAUUUCAUAAAGUGCAAAUACAGUAACGCGAAUACUCGUGGAGUAAUUUUUUUUUUUUUUUUUUUGCAAUAAUAAUUUGUUCGUUACAUUUUAACGCGCAACGCAACGCAACGACGAAGAAAUAAUGGCAAAGUUAGUUGGACGAGUUUCAGCAGUUUUACUUGUGUUAUGGGGAAUUGCAUCUGUAUGCGAGGGUUUGCGUCUUCCUUACGAGCCACCAUCUGGAAUUCACGAAGAUGCUGCAUACUGGCGUAAAAUUGGUCUACAAACUCUAAAGAAAAAACUUGCAACUUCAAGUGUGACAAAUCUUGAAGAUCACAAGGCUAAAAAUAUCAUUAUUUUCGUUGGCGACGGUAUGGGCAUGACAACUAUAACAGCUGGUCGAAUUUUCAAAGGACAAAGAUAUGGAUCAAAUAAUGGUGAAGAAGUUUCUCUAUCAUUUGACGAUUUCCCUCAUACUGGUCUUGCAAAGACUUACAACGUAGAUAAGCAAGUUCCUGACUCAGCUGGAACAGCAACAGCAAUGUUUUGUGGUGUAAAGACACUUUAUGGGGUUGUUGGUCUGGACACAACUUGCGACAUUAAUGACCCAGCCAAGGGACGAGUUCCUUCAAUCAUGGACUGGGCCCAAUCUGUAGAAAAACGAACUGGUAUUGUGACAACAACGAGAGUUACACAUGCUACACCAGCAUCAACAUAUGCCAACAGCUACGAUCGGGACUGGGAAUGCGAUUCAAAGAUUCCAGAGGACAUCAGAAAUAUGCAUGUGGAUAUUGCUCGUCAGUUAGUUGAUCAUGCUCCAGGCAAGCAUUUCAAUGUUGUUAUGGGUGGUGGACUCAAGCCAAUGGGUGCCCCACAUUUGAACGAAAAGAAAACUUGGAACUUUACUGGAGACACCGAAACAGUGUGCUCCCGUACGGAUGGCAGGAAUCUUGUUGAUGAAUGGCUUGCAAUGCAAGCGAAUGGAAGUCGUACAUUUGUUCAGACCCGCGAACAAUUAAUGAGCAUGGACACACAAGAUAUUGAACAUGUAAUUGGUCUCUUUAGGAACAAUCAUUUGACUUAUAAAAUUGGUGCCGAGGACGGCGAACCGGAGCUUAAGGAUAUGGUUGAACAAGCUAUCAAGGUUUUGCAUCGUCCUAAUUCAAAUGGAUAUGUUCUAAUGGUUGAGGGAGGUCGAAUUGAUCAGGCACAUCAUCAAAACUAUGCCCGUGCAGCACUUCAGGAAGUAUUAGAAUUCGAUAAGGCUAUCGAAACAGCCAUGCAUUUGACAAGCAGAGAUGAUACUUUGAUCAUUGUGACUGCUGACCAUUCGCAUGCAAUGACUUUCAACGGAUAUCCUGUACGUGGAAAUGACAUUUUAGGUUUUGCUAAUAAGACAGCUAACGAAAAACCAUACGAGACAUUAACCUAUGCUAACGGCCCUGGUUACGAUGAGCAUAGGAAAAAUAACUCAGUUUCGGGCUCGACAAGCAGCGACAAUACGUGGAUCUCAGUUGAAGAGCUUGGACAUAAACGCCAAAAUCCAACUUACCGUCAUAUGGCUUCAUUCAAAUUGAAGGACGAAACUCAUGGUGGUGAAGAUGUAGUUGUGUUUUCAAGUGGACCAGGCUCCGAACUCAUUCGUGGAGUGUUUGAACAGAAUUAUUUGGCAUAUGUGAUGAGCUAUGCUGGUUGCAUGGGCCCAGCCAAGGAUAUAGAUGACUCUUGUUAUCCUAAAUCGAAUGUCGAGCAUAAAAAUUUAGAAACUAGUGGUAGCACUAGCGAUAGUCAUGGCCAUGGCCAUGGCCAUACCACCCAUAGCCAUAGCGACGAUACCAAUACCGGCCAUAGGCAUAGCCAUAACCAUAGUGAUGACGAUAAGGAUAGCACUUCUGGAAGUGAAGAAAAAUUCCUUGGCCCAUGGAAGCUAAUAACAGCAAUAUUGUGUUUGCUAGUUUGGAGAGUAUAAGUUCGGUGUAACUUAUUUUAUAUAAUUUAAAUUUAAUUUUUAUUUUUUUGUUUGAUUUGGUUAUGCCCAUUUGGCUAAACACAUACACACACUUCUUAAGAUUUUAAUAAAUUGUUAAUUGAAAAACAUUUCAUUUAAAUUUCAUAUAAUAAAAUAAAUAUACAAAUGCAUUAAA